Dicentrarchus labrax (European seabass) is the source of this 3066-nucleotide messenger RNA. Its product is annotated as docking protein 2. Gene Ontology annotation, biological process: cell surface receptor protein tyrosine kinase signaling pathway; positive regulation of MAPK cascade. The transcript is spliced from 8 exons. Lineage: Eukaryota; Metazoa; Chordata; Actinopteri; Moronidae. Gene Ontology annotation, cellular component: cytoplasm. The record is from RefSeq and is a predicted model, not a curated record. Bases 679 to 2538 code for a protein of 619 amino acids.
AUGACAGGAGUGGCCGUACUGGGAGGAGGAGGUUGACGUUCACACGGCCGGUUAGUUCUGCAUUACAUGUUGCAACAGAGUGUGAGGCAGGAAACAGAAAUGACACAUUCAACGUUUCUCUGCAUCACACAGACACCACAGACAGAGAGAGAGGGAGCGAGAGGGAGGACAGAAGAGAGGAGGCGAGCCACAGCGGGAGGACGGGAAAGGGUGAAACUCUCCAAACUGCAAAGAGUCCAACGAGGGAACUAAAGUAAAAGAAGAGAAAUAAGACAGAACGAAAGGAGGUGAAACAAGAACAGAGGAGGACAAACAGGAGAAGAUUACUAAACGAGAAAACCUAAAGACAACGUAGAGGAAAAAGAAAAGAGGUGAAGAGGAGCAAAGCCAGUGCGAGCUGUGAGGAAGAGGAGGAAAGUAGAUAAGUAGUAAAAAAGAAGAAAGUGGACAACAAGAAGAGGAGACGAGAGACUUUAAACAGAAGAGGAAGCAGAAAGUCAGAGAGGAGGGUGAGGGGAGGAGGUGAGGGAAGAGAGGAGGCAAGAGAAGGGAGGAAAGGAGGACACACCGGAGGAGGAGGAGGAGGAGGAAGACAUAGAGAAAGUGGAGCAGAAAGAGGAGAAGAGAAAGAAAGGGUGAGGAAAGGGGGAGGAAAGGAGGAGCACCUGCAGUGUCAUCAUGGAGGAGGACAUCAGGAAACAGGGGAUGCUCUACCUGCAGCAGCAGAGGUUUGGAAAGAAGUGGAAGCGUGUGUGGUGCGUCCUGUACAGAGAAAGUUCCUGUUCGAUUUCCAGACUGGAGUUCUUUGAGUGUAAAGAUGGAGGGAGUGUGGAGAAGAGCGACAAGAGUCUACGCAAACAGCAAGAACACAAGAAGGUGGUCCGUCUGGCGGACUGUAUCCGGGUGACGGAGGUGGAGAUCGACAGCUGUCCCAGAGACACGGGACCCUUCCUGGUCGAGACCACGGAGAAGAUCUACGUAUUCGCUGCAGACAGACAACAUCUGGACGACUGGACACACAAACUGUGUGAGCUCGCCUUCCCUAUGAACUGGGUGGAGCCGAGUGUGAAGAGAGGCAGCCUGCAGAGAGGAAGCAGAGUGGAUGAAGACGAAGGAAUGGAGGACAACUCACUGUACAGCGGCAGAGAGACAGUGCGGGACUACAGAGUGUGUGUUCGGAGGACAGAGGCGGCCGACCGCUGCAGGCUGAAGGGAGACGGCGUCCUGCGAGCAGACGAAGACGCUCUGCACCUGAUCGAUAAGACGGGAGAGAUCGUGUUGACCUGGCCGUACAGAUACCUGAGACGCUUCGGACGGGACAAGUCCACGUUCUCCUUCGAGGCCGGGCGCCGCUGUGACUCCGGCGAGGGGAGUUUUGAGUUCGACACCAAACAGGGGAACUUCCUGUUUCAGGCGGUGGAGGCCGCCAUCAACCUGCAGCGGAUCUCGCUGCCCCACAGGCAGACCUCCGGGGGCGGGCAGGUGAGUCCAGAGACCCCCCAGGACCUGCCCCCCCUGCCCGUCAACCCGCCCCUGAUCCAGAACAGGAUGCCACCGCUACCUCAGCCCCGCAGCCAUAUCCCACAAACCCCUGCUGCUCAGGCUGCUGAUGGGGUCUACAGCAUGGUGACUGAAACUAACCUUCAGAUAAUUCAUCACAAAGACAAAGAGAGCUCCACUUCUUCUCAUCAGCAGCAACAGCAGCAUCGCCCCCCAGUGUCUCGUCUGGAGCCUCCGGUGGACAAAGCGCUGACCGGCGUGAAGAGUCUGACUCUGGACACUCGCGGCGUCCCCGCCCCCCGUAAGAACCAGGUGAAGAUGAUCUCCAGCUGCCCUCUGCCUCACCCCGGCCCCGAGUCCGGCCCCAACCCGGGUCCAAGCUCCACCCCCAACCCCCGCCUCAGCCCCAAACUGAGCUCCAACCCCAAACCGGACCAGACAUACUCCCAGAUCGCCCUGCCGACUGCCGACCGCAGCACCAAGCGGGAGAAGAGAGGUGGCGCCGCCUCCUGCGACCAACCGGAGCCGGAGUACUCGCUCCCCUUCGACACCCUCACCGUCAACGUCAUGUCCAACAUCCGGGACCCGCACAGAGCCGAGUCCGGCGCCGACCCGCUCUACGACAGCAUCGACGAGAUGAAGAUCAGAAACAUCUUCUUGAGCAACGCGGCCGCCAGCGUCGCCGCCGCCACCACCGCCGCCGCAGGGCCCACAUACGGGAAGAUAGAACACAUCUACGACGAACCCGAAGGCUGCGCCGCAAAACCUCCCACCUCGUUGUACGACGACCCCGAGGAGAUGAGGGGCGACGCUUGGAGGAUUAUGGGUACAACCGCUGACCCCAAAGGUCACGAGUACCCGUACAACCCCCGGGUGGACGACUAUGCCGUGCCCAAACGACCCCAGAGGGUACUUCCUGCCACACAAAGCACCAACGAAGAAGAAGAGGAUGAGGAGGAGGAGUCAGAGGAGGAGUCAGAGGAGGGGGAGGAGCAGCAGUAUUCGCCGUACAAAAACGUGAUGGUGAAGAUGGCGUAGAGACAGGAAGUGCACGCACACACAGUGAUCAAUAAUCACUGAUCACAGAGCGGAUCACUGACACUCGUCUCCUUAUCGCUGGCGUUCCAGUGACAUCAUAGUUCAAAGUUCAACCGCCUCGUUUUUAUUUCCUGCUAGCGAACGCUCUGCUCAGCUGCUUCUAGCACUUAUUUUCUAUAUUAUCAGUUAAUCAAUUAAUCUGUGAUCAAUAACUUUCUCUCAGUUUGUUUGUCAGUGAAAUGUUUUAUGAAACUGUAUCUAUACAUUUAUUUAUACGUUUAGAAACUACAAUAAAGUUUAAUUUGGGCAGAAAUGAUGAAUUAUUAUUUUCCUCCAGCAGAGGGCAGCAGAACAUCUUAUUAUUAUUAAUCAGCCAAUCAGGAAAUACAUCAGCUUAUUCUUCUUUAAGUAGUUUAUUUGUUAACUUUCACAAACUAAAUGAAUAUUAAUAUUCAAUAAAUCAAACCUUCAUUCAGUGUUUGUGUACAGAUGCUUGUAAAUCUGAAAUAAAUGCUGAUUUAUUAUGAA